AUGAAGAUCAUGAUCAAGUCGCUCGCCGGUGGCAACUUCCACCUCGAGGCCGAACCCACCGACACCAUUGCCACCAUCAAGAACAAGAUCAAGGAUGCCCAGGGACACGCUCCCGAGCAGCAGAAGAUCAUCUUCUCGGGCAAGAUCCUCACCGACGACAAGACCGUCCAGGACUGCAACAUCAAGGAAAAGGACUUCCUCGUCGUCAUGGUCUCCAAGCCCAAGGCCCCCAAGCCUGCUGCUGCUGCCGCCGCUUCCACCUCGGCUGCGCCCGCCAAGGAGGAGGCUGCUCCGGCCAAGGAGACCUCUGCUCCGACCCCGAUGGCGGAGGACAAGCCCGCUACUGCCGCCGCCGCCUCUGAAACGUCCGCUCCCGCUUCGACGGAAGCCUCCUCGACCGCUGCCCCGGCUGCUGCUGCCGCUCCGGCUCAGGAGCCUGGCGCACCCGGCUCGUCGAGCUCCUUCAUCUCCGGAUCGCAGCUCGAAUCGGCGAUGCAGAACAUGGUCGAGAUGGGCUUCGAGCGUGACCAGGUGCAGAAGGCGAUGCGCGCUGCCUUCAACAACCCCGACCGCGCCGUCGAGACGCCGUCCAACCCGCGUGCCGGCAACCUCUUUGAGGCGGCCGCUGCUCAGGCGCAGGGCGGCGGGCGAGGUGGCGCCGGCGCUGGUGCUGGAGCCGGUGCACUGGGUGACCUGCCGGGCGAGGACAACGGAAACGGCGAGCAGGUCAUUGACCUCGGCAACCCGGCAAUGCUCGCCCAGCUGCAGCAGCUCGUCCAGCAGAACCCGGCGGCGCUGCAGCCGCUGGUGCAGGCCAUUGCCCAGAGCAACCCGCAGCUGGCUGAGGCCCUCAACCAGGACCCGCAGGGCGUGCUGAGCCUCCUGGCCGGCGGCGCCGGCGGCGGUGAGGAGAUGGACCUCCCGACAAUGGCCGAGCUUAGCGAAGAGGACCGAACGGCUGUCCAGCAGAUUGUUCAGAUGGGCAUCCCGGAAAGCAAGGCGAUCGAGAGCUACUUCAUGUGCGGCAAGAACGUCGAGAUGGCGGUCCAAUAUUACUUUGAGAACCCGCAAGACUUUGACGACUGA
Pseudozyma flocculosa PF-1 is the source of this 1086-nucleotide messenger RNA. RefSeq lists its product as uncharacterized. Gene Ontology annotation, biological process: proteasome-mediated ubiquitin-dependent protein catabolic process; nucleotide-excision repair. Bases 1 to 1086 code for a protein of 361 amino acids. The record is from RefSeq and is a predicted model, not a curated record. Gene Ontology annotation, cellular component: cytosol; nucleoplasm. The transcript is spliced from 6 exons. Gene Ontology annotation, molecular function: polyubiquitin modification-dependent protein binding; ubiquitin binding; proteasome binding. NCBI's taxonomy places the organism in Eukaryota, Fungi, Basidiomycota, Ustilaginomycetes, Ustilaginales, Ustilaginaceae.